Linum tenue is the source of this 694-nucleotide messenger RNA. The record is from the annotation of a GenBank genome assembly. Lineage: Eukaryota; Viridiplantae; Streptophyta; Magnoliopsida; Malpighiales; Linaceae.
UGGCUACUAUCUCCUGGCCUCUGCAUAAGCUCUAUUCAAUCGCACCUGUACAGAACGCCAUACCUGGUGGACAUCGUGAACGACAGGAAAGCAGGACGAGUCUUCAAACUGGACUCCAUCGCCAACGGCAACGCCUGGCGCGGAAUGGACGUCCUCAUCUUCAACUCCUGGCACUGGUGGACUCACACCGGCAGAACUCAGCCAUGGGAUUACAUACAAGACGGCAACAAGCUGUACAAGGACAUGAACAGGCUAGUGGCGUACUACAAAGGGCUCACGACGUGGGCCAGAUGGGUGGAUCGCAACGUCGAUCCCCGGAGGACCAAAGUCUUCUUCCAGGACAUCUCUCCAACGCAUUACGACGGCAGGGAGUGGAACCAGCCGUCGCAGACGUGUUCAGGGCAGACCCAGCCCUUCUUUGGGGUAAGGUACCCUGCAGGGAUGCCUCCCGCGUGGGCUGUCGUGAACAAGGUGUUCAGCAGGAUCAAGAUCAGGCCAGUGUACCUUAUGGACGUCACCGGUAUGUCGUUGUACAGGAAGGAUGCUCACCCUGGUUCCUAUAGCGGCCUCCACUCGGGCACCGAUUGUAGCCAUUGGUGCCUUCCUGGCCUCCCUGAUACCUGGAACCUACUCCUCUACUCAGCUUACAUCAGCUAGCUACGAACUCCGAUUCGGAAUUAGAGUCUUACACGAC